AAUACUCGCUCGCCCUUGUUCUCCGCGUGCGCUGAGGUCGCUUUGACAAGCGGCUAAGUCGACCCCUUGUGAAUUAUUUAUAAACACGAUGCUUUGUGCGGCAUGCAGGGUGUCAGGGGCGCAACCUAAAAUGACAGCCGAGCAGUGCAGUGUUUACAAAGAGUGCGAGCAUGAAUGAAGAUACAGCAGCAGUGACAAGCGGCUCGCCAAAUGCAGCAGAUCAGCAGCCACGGAGCGGCACUCCGCCGCCGCCGCCGCCGGAAAAGUCUUUGCCUGCAGCGGAUAAAAGCACGAGCAAACGCUUCAGCUUCAGGACGGCGAGGUCCGAGAGCUCCGAGGCAGCGCAGCCGGCGGCGGCGGCGGGCACGGCGACGCUGGUGAAGACGCGUCGGUCGCGCAGUCUGCGGCACCCGUUCCGCGUGAGCACCACCACGGCGGUCGUGUCGGCCAACAACAGCUGCGGCAGCAUGGUGUCCAUCGCGCCGCACUCCUCGGCCAGCAGCACCAACCUGCGGCCCAAGAAGUCCAACUGGGAGGUCAUCGAGCACUUCAACGCCUCCUCCGGCCUCAUCGCCUCUUCGCUCAAGCCGAAAGAUGAAGACUUCGACGACGCGGACGAAAACACUUUGGCGCUGACUGGAUUCGAGGAACAGGACUUUGAGAACGCGUCUUGCUGGGGAAAAUGCAAACACUAUUUAGGCCAGGCCUGGAACUCGCGCGGAUUUGAGAAUCCUGAGGUGGAAAUGCUUUACCAACGUUACUUCCUCAGAAUGAAUCAGAGCCAUUUAGUCCAUCUUCUGGUGCUGCUCGUUGCACUCUCCUCCGUCCUUCUUCUAGUCGUUCUUUUGAACUCUGGUCCGCGGUUGCUGGCGUGUUCGGUGCUGAUCAGCUGCAUGCUGGUGUACCUGGCGCUGCUGGUGAUGCUGUCGAAGCCGUCGCUGAACGAGCUGUACCUGAUGGCCGCCUCGUACGUCGUGAUGCUGACCUUCGUCGGGCUGACCCUGCUGAUGGCGCUGACGCCGCACAACUCUGUCUCGGCCGUCAUGUCGCUCGUGUUCCUCGCCUUCGCCAUGCUGCCCGUCCACUUGAUCGAGGCGCUGAUCGCCUCCCUCUUGCUCGCCGUCGUCCACAUCACCACCAUCAACUUCUCCCUGCCGGACGCAACGGCCCAGAAGCUGCUGACGGACAGCGUGCUGCUCGCGGGGGCGAUCUGGUGCGGCGCUCUGACGCAUUUCCCUGGGGAGCAGGCUCGCAGGACCGCCUUUAUGGAAACCAGGCAGUGCAUCGAGGCCAGGCUGCGCACCCUUCACGAAAAUCAGCGCCAGGAGCGGCUGCUUCUGUCUGUGCUGCCGCGUCACGUAGCCAUGGAGAUGAAGGCCGACUUCGCAGGAAAACCCACCGACUCGAUGUUCCACAAAAUUUACAUCCAGCGGCACGAGAAUGUCAGCAUUCUGUUUGCGGACAUCUGCGGGUUCACAAGCCUUUCUGAUCAGUGCACAGCGGAAGAGCUUGUUUGCCUACUUAACGAGCUUUUUGCGAGGUUCGACCGAUUGGCGGCCGAACACCAUUGUCUGCGGAUUAAGCUGCUGGGCGACUGCUACUACUGUGUCAGCGGCUUGCCCGAGGCGAGACCCGACCACGCGCAGUGCUGCGUCGAGAUGGGUCUCGACAUGAUCGACGCCAUCGCGCUGGUGCGCGAUGUCACCGGGGUCAAUGUAAACAUGCGUGUCGGCAUCCACUCUGGAAGGGUGCACUGCGGGGUGCUCGGCUUGCGAAAAUGGCAAUUCGAUGUCUGGUCUAAUGAUGUCACCCUCGCCAACCACAUGGAGAGCGGCGGCAUUCCCGGCCGAGUGCAUAUCACGAAAGAGACGCUGCAGUACCUGGGCGACAGCUACGAGGUGGAGGCGGGAAACGGAGGCCAGAGGAACGCUUAUCUGCACGCGCACAACAUCGCCACUUUCUUGAUCGUUGCCAAGGAAGAGUGUCGCAUCAACAAGCCGACGACAACGAACAAAGGCGCCAACGGGGUCAGCGUGUCCAAGGAGCUGCGGGUCAUGGGCCACCUGAUGUCGGAAAACAGAAUGGAGGAGACGCGCGACCAGCAGGAGGAGCUCAACGACUACCUCAAACGCGCCAUCGACGCACGCAGCGUGGACAGGUUGCGUGCCGAGCACUGCAAACACUUCAUGCUCAACUUCAAGCAGCCAGACGUGGAGAAGAAGUACUCGCACGAGCAAGACAAACUGCUGGCGGCGUACUUUCUGUGUUCCCUGCUGGUUUACUUGCUUGUGAUGCUGGUGGAGGCGAUCGCGAGCACAAGCCCACUUGCUCUUUUGGCCUGUGCUCUUUGCAGCAUCCCUGGACUGAUUUUAAUAGCAUUUUUCAACUUUCUGACUUUCUCUUAUGAUCGUGAGAGUGUGAGCCGAGCGUGCGGGAAGCUGGUGGCGAAGCUGUCUGCCAAAAUGAACCACAGCCGUCAGGUGGCUCAAAACGUGGCAAUCUGCACAGUCGCGUGCAUUUACAUCGCCGCCCUGCUGCCCCUGUUGUUAAACUCGUGGUCCGGCGACGAGUGCGGCAUGAAGCAGGAAAUGUUGCGCGCGGACAACUCGAGCGUCAUUGCCAACGUCACGCUCAACGACACGGCCAACCUCGUCUACAACGCGGCCGACAACCUUUGUGAUACUGAACAAAUUCCAGAGUGGGUGGCAGGUUGUCUAGUGUUGGCGAUGGCGGCGUGCGCCGAAAACCGAGCCCUCACCACCCCCGUGAAGCUGUCCCUGCUGGGGCUGGGCAGCGUCAGUGCCAUUCUCUGUCUGAUGCUUCCGCCCAUGUCGAUGUGGAGUCUGGGCAUGGAGGGCGGAAUGCCCGUGCUGCUCACCGCCUCGUGCAUUCUUUUCCUGCUGCUCGCGGCGCUCAUCCACAGCCAGCAGUCGGAAACCACGUCUCGACUCGAUUUCUUGUGGAAAUUGCAAGCCAAUGAGGAAAAGGAGGAAAUGGAGCACCUGCAAGCACACAACAGAAAGCUGCUCGCCAACAUUCUGCCCGAGCACGUCGCCGAUCAUUUUCUGGGCGGUGAUAUCGAGGAGCUGUACCACCAAGAGUGCGAGUUCGUGUGCAUCAUGUUCGCGUCGAUUCCCAACUUCUCGGAAUUCUACGUCGAGCUCGAGUCGAACAACGAAGGCGUCGAGUGUUUGCGGCUGCUCAACGAAAUCAUCGCCGACUUUGACGAGAUCCUCGCGGAAGAGCGGUUCGGCUCCAUUGAGAAAAUCAAGUCGACUGGAGCCACCUACAUGGCUGCGUCUGGUCUGACGGAGGACUCGUGUGAUCUCAUCAACUUCAGCCACGUCACCGCGAUGGCUGAUUACGCGUUGCGGCUCAGGGAGCAAUUAGAAUACGUCAACGAACAUUCCUUCAAUCACUUCAAGAUUAGAAUCGGCAUCAGCGUUGGUCCCGUGGUGGCCGGUGUGAUCGGAGUCAAGAAGCCGCAGUACGACAUCUGGGGCAACGCGGUGAACGUCGCGAGCAGAAUGGACUCCACGGGCCUCCUGGACUCAAUUCAGGUGACGCAGGAAGUGUACAAAAUACUGAACGAGCGAGGCUACUCUUUGUCCUGUCGGGGGCCGGUCAUCGUCAAGGGCAAAGGUGAAAUGGUGACUUACUUGCUGAACGACAAGAACAGCUAAUGCCAAACAAACUUUGGAGAACAAUCGGUGAUUGUGAUGCUCGUCUGCUGUAUAGUUGAAAUUGUCACAGUUUCAUUCUUUUAAUUGCGAAAGAAAUAAAGAAAAAGGCUCCCUAUGCAAAUGUCAUUACGCAAAAUCGGUGUUGAAUGUUGAAAAAUUUACUUUCCUAUAUACACUACAAUUUCAAUAGUUCUAUGGAAGGAACGUUUAAAAAAUUUGCGGCAAAACAGAGAGGAUCGUUUUGCCUGGCCUACGUGAAUAUGACAUAAGUUUAAGGCCUAUCUCUUCACUCGUCUAUAGCAUUUAAUUGGUUGCAAUCUUCAGAUUAAACUUCUAGUGGCUUGAGAGGAAUUAAAUGAAUUGUUGAGACUGUAUAUUUAUUGGCCAGUUUCCACGAUCGAGCUAUAUGUAUAUUUUUGCAGCCAGAGGACAAAUGGAACUUGACCAAGAGGGAUAGAGGGUUGUGUGAGAAAUAUCGACCAAGAUUGUAACUUAUCAAUUUUCUCUUCUAAUCACUUAAAUUGGUCUCAAUGUGUUAAAAUUUAUGUGAUUAUUCAUCGAUAUUUUCAUAAAUGUGACGGACAGGUGGCAUUGGCAAUAAAGCCUACAGACACAAGAAUGAAA
Molecule: messenger RNA, 4307 nt
Organism: Cloeon dipterum
Lineage: Eukaryota; Metazoa; Arthropoda; Insecta; Ephemeroptera; Baetidae
Product: adenylate cyclase type 5
Exons: 25
Coding region: 171-3683 (1170 amino acids)
Biological process (GO): cAMP biosynthetic process; adenylate cyclase-activating G protein-coupled receptor signaling pathway; intracellular signal transduction
Cellular component (GO): plasma membrane
Molecular function (GO): adenylate cyclase activity
Source: RefSeq, a predicted model, not a curated record